This is a messenger RNA of Chenopodium quinoa (quinoa), 4779 nucleotides long. Its product is annotated as protein HASTY 1-like. The record is from RefSeq and is a predicted model, not a curated record. Gene Ontology annotation, molecular function: RNA binding; nuclear export signal receptor activity. The transcript is spliced from 22 exons. Gene Ontology annotation, cellular component: cytoplasm; nucleus; RNA nuclear export complex. The coding region runs from base 682 to 4287 and encodes 1201 amino acids. Gene Ontology annotation, biological process: protein export from nucleus; RNA export from nucleus. NCBI's taxonomy places the organism in Eukaryota, Viridiplantae, Streptophyta, Magnoliopsida, Caryophyllales, Amaranthaceae.
AUGUGGGGUUAGAGAGAUAGAGUGGAAGAAAAAGUAGUUGGGAAUAAUUGAAAAGAUAAAGAGAAAAUGUUGGAAAUUGAUGUUAAAAAUACUAAAAAGAAAAGAAAAAAAGAAAACAACUCAUAAAAAAUAUGAUGGUAAUAAUGUCAAAAAGUAAUACCAAUAAAUUGAAAGAGGCAUCGUAUUUAAGUUUACUCAAAAAGGAAAAGAGACACUGUAUUAUGAGACGAAAUACUAAUUUUUUUUUUUUUUUUUUUGAACAAAAGGGAGUACUAAUCUAAUGGUGCAUUAUGGAAACAUAUUGAGUUGUAUUUUGGCCAUAAUUAUUAAAAUAAUAAUGUGCCGUUUCCUGAAAAUAAUGAUAAUUAUCCUAUAAAAAAAAAUAAUGAUAAUUAUGAAUGCUUUAUUCACUUCAAAAACAUUGUUAAUUAUAAACACCAAAAUAAACCACUUUCUUUCACUUUCUCUCUCCUCCCUUGUUCUACUCCAAAUUUGCAGACACUCUCUUUUCUCUCUUCUGUGUUUAAGGGUAUUUGUGCUUUCUUUUGCGCCAUAUCAAAGCAAACUCUUCUACAAAAACCCUUUUUAAUUUUCUACAUAAAAUUAAUUUGGGUACCCAAAAACCUAUUUGAUUCUCUCAAAAAUAACCCAAAAAAAUACAAAAAUAAAAAAUAAAUAAUAAUGGAAGAAAGUGGUAACAUAGCAAACAAUGUAGCUCAAGCCAUAACAGCUGCUCUUGAUUGGAGUUCUACCCCAGAUACUCGCAGGGCUGCAUUUGCUUACUUAGAAUCUUUUAAAGCAGGGGAUGUACGUAUCUUGGCUAGUACGUCCAUCAUUUUAGUUAAGAAGGAGUGGUCUUCCGAAAUACGGCUGCAGGCGUUCAAAAUGCUUCAGCAUCUGGUAAGGCUACGUUGGGAAGAAUUGAAUCCAAUGGAACGUCGCAACUUUGCAAGCAUCGCUGUUGACCUGAUGUCUCAGGUUGCGGAUCCAUGCGAGGAGUGGGCUUUAAAAAGUCAGACAGCUGCUCUUGUGGCAGAGAUAGUAAGGAGAGAAGGCCCAAAUAUGUUGCAGGAGUUAUUCCCCUCGGUUGCAGCCCUCUCUAACAGUGGCCCUUCUCAAGCCGAAUUGGUGUCAAUGAUGCUAAGGUGGCUUCCUGAAGAUAUUACUGUUCAUAAUGAAGAUUUAGAAGGUGACCGGCGUAGGCUUUUGUUACGUGGAUUGACUGAAUCUCUGCCAGAAAUCUUACCUUUGCUAUACACAUUGCUAGAGAGGCACUUUGGAGCUGCAGUAAAUGAGGCUAAUCAGCAGCAUCUAGACAUUGCAAAACAGCAUGCAGCUACAGUUACAGCAACUUUGAAUGCAAUAAAUGCUUAUGCUGAGUGGGCUCCGUUGCCCGAUCUUGCCAAAUAUGCCAUAAUCUACGGGUGUGGCUGCUUGCUUACUUCUCCAGAUUUUCGCCUUCAUGCUUGUGAGUUCUUCAAACUUGUCUCUGCAAGGAAGAGACCAGCUGAUGCACCUCCGGAUUUUGAUUCUGCAGUGCGCAGUAUCUUUGAGACUAUGAUGAAUGUUUCCAAAGAUUUCCUUCACAAAUCAAGCUUGGGUAGUGGGGCCGUUGAUGACAGUGAAUUUGAGUUUGCAGAGUUAAUAUGCGAGUGCAUGGUUUCUCUGGGUUCAACAAAUCUGAUGUGCAUCUCUAGCGAUACAAAGACUAACAUACUUUUUUUUUUUCUUCAACAGAUGCUGGGGUACUUCCAACAUUAUAAGCUGGCCCUCCAUUGUCAGUCACUGCCUUUCUGGCUGGCAUUAAUGAGAGAUCUACUGUCAAAGCCAAAAGCUCAUGCAACUGGAGAUGGUGCAGUAAACAGUUCUGCUGGCUCUGGACAGGCUGAAAGUGAGAAGAAUAAUAUCUUAAAUUUGAUCAAUGAUGAUUGCUGUGGUGCAAUUCUAGACACAUCCUUCCCACGUCUUCUUAGAAAAGAAAAGGUUCAUCCCGAGACAGCACAUUCUUUUGGACCUUUGGAAAUGUGGAGUGAUGAUUUUGAGGGCAAAGGAGAAUUUGGACAGUACCGUUCUAAGCUGAUGGAGCUAAUACGGCUUGUUUCAAACCACAAGCCUAUAGUUGCUGCUACAAGGGUGUCUGAGAGAACAAUCAUGAUUAUUCAGAGCUUAGUAUCCUCUUCAGUGCCAACUCAGGAUUUAGUCAUACUGGAGAGCAUGCAAUUGGCUUUGGAAAACGUUGUUGUUGCGGUUUUUGGUGGGUCAGAUGAAUUUGCUAGUGGUAGCUCGGAAAUUCAACUUGCAUUGUGUAGGAUAUUUGAAGGUCUCCUGCAGCAGCUGCUUACCUUACAGUGGACUGAACCUUCGUUUGUGGAAGUCCUUGGCCACUAUAUGCACUCAUUGGGUCCAUUUUUGAAAGUAUACCCUAAUGCAGCUGGUCCUGUAGUUAAUAAGCUUUUUGAGCUUUUGACUUCCCUUCCUGUUAUUGUUAAGGAUCCUUCUACAAACAGUUCCCGACAUGCUAGGCUGCAGAUCUGUACAUCUUUCAUCCGAAUUGCCAAAGUUGCUGACAAAAGUUUGCUGCCUCACAUGAAGGGGAUAGCAGACAUGAUGGGACAGUUGCAAAAUGAGGGACGUCUGCUUCGUGGAGAACAUAAUCUUCUUGGUGAAGCAUUUCUUAUUAUGGCUUCUGCUGCUGGUGUUCAACAGCAGCAAGAAGUUUUAGCUUGGUUACUUGAACCUUUGAGUAAACAGUGGAUCCAGCAAGAUUGGCAAAAUGCUUAUUUGUCUGAUCCAUCUGGUUUUGUUCGUUUGUGUGCGGAUACACCAUUAAUGUGGUCCAUUUUCCAUACGGUAACUUUCUUUGAGAGGGCACUUAAGAGAUCUGGAAUCCGGAAGAAUAAUUUGCAGAAUAUCUCAGCAGGAACACCUGUGCAACCAAUGGCUCCUCAUUUGACAUGGAUGUUGCCGCCUCUUCUAAAACUUCUCCGUGCUAUGCAUUCACUUUGGUCUCCUGCCGUUGUCCAAUCAUUACCAGGAGAAGUGAAAGCUGCACUUACCAUGAGUGAUAUAGAACGUAUUAGUCUUCUUGGAGAAGUGAACACAAAAGCACAAAAAGCUCCUUUGGGCUUUGCUGAUGGAUCAUUGACAGAUAUGAGCAAGGAUUCCUAUGGAGAGCCAAAUGAAAAAGACAUACGUAAUUGGUUAAGAGGUAUCAGAGACAGUGGGUAUGAUGUUGUGGGCUUAUCUACUACUGUAGGAGAUGCUUUUUUCAGAAGUUUGGAUGUCGAUUCCGUGGUUCAAGCUCUGAUGGAGAAUCUGCAGUCAAUGGAAUACAGGCAUUUGAAGCAGCUCAUUCAUUUGGUCAUCAUCCCUUUAAUCAAGUCUUGCCCUCCGGAGUUAUGGGGGACAUGGCUGGAAAAACUUCUACACCCAAUACUUCAUUAUGCUCAGCCAUCUCUGAGCUCCUCAUGGUCAAGUCUUUUAAAUGAAGGUAGGGCAAAGGUUCCAGAUGUUUGCAAUGUACUUGGAGGAUCAGAUCUGAAAGUAGAAGUAAUGGAGGAGAAGCUGCUUCGUGAUGUAACUCGUGAAGUAUGUGGGCUAUUGUCAGCGUUGGCUUCUCCUGCACUUAAUGUUGGUCUUCCUUCUUUGGAUCAUUCAGGCCAUAUUACUCGUUUCGAUACUUCCUCUUUGAAGGAUUUAGAUGUAUUAGCCUCCUCUUCCGCUGUUAGUUUUCUAUUGAAGCACCAAACCUUAGCCGUCCCAGGCCUGCAUUUAUGUCUGGAUGCUUUUAAAUGGACAGAUAGUGAAGCUAUGGCAAAACUUUGUUCAUUCUGUGGUGUUAUUGUUGUUUUGUGUAUUUCAACAAAUAAUGGGGAACUUCGAGAUUUUGUUUCCAAAGACUUGUUCUAUGCAGCUAUCCAAGGUUUGGCCCUUGAAUCAAAUGCUUUCGUAAGCUCGGAUCUGGUUAGUCUAUGUCGUGAGAUUUAUUUCUAUCUAGCAGAUAGAAACCCCGCGCCUAGGCAGAUUUUGUCGACGCUUCCUUGCAUUAACCCUCAAGAUUUAGCUGCUUUUGAGGAAGCUUUGGCCAAGACAGCAAGCCCCAAGGAGCAAAAACAGCAUAUGAAAAACUUGCUUUUACUGGGAACUGGAAACAAGUUAAAAGCACUUGGUGCUCAAAAGAGUGUCAAUGUUAUCACAAACGUGACAGUGAGAUCUCGGGCAGCCAGUAGCACUUUCGAUACCAGUACUGAAGAUGGGGAUGCUAUAGGACUGGCCGCAAUCAUGUGAGUGCUAGUUAUAAAUUAUUAUCCCUGUACAGAAGAACUUCAUCCGUUUAAGUCAGAAUUUACAGAAUACAGUAUAGAGAAGUCGAGUUUUGAGCACAUGUUGGGGCAUCAUAUAUCAUCUUUUUUGACAUCAGAAGGCACAUACUGUAGGCUCUGAUGUGAAUUCUUGCGACAUCUAAACCCUGCUUGUGCAAUCUUCUAUAACUGUUCAUCUUGAUGAUCAGUUUUAAACGGACCUUAUUAUCACAUUUUUUACCUCACAGUAGAGUUUUGAUGUAUGUUGUAAUUUCAUAGUACAUAAAGUCUUUUGAGCUUAUUCCUUAGAAAGAGUAUAAGUGUAGGCUAACUUAAUUUAGGUUUUUGAACAAGGGAUUGGAUAAUUGGCAUCUGAGCUUAGAACUGUCCUAGCGUAGUGUAAUUGCAGGGCCUUAUUUUGUUUAUUUUAUCAUAUGUAAAGUUGAUAAUUUGAAUUAUCUCGAGUAUUUAACCUUCA